Messenger RNA from Cryptotermes secundus, 3056 nucleotides. Its product is annotated as nuclear receptor-binding factor 2. The record is from RefSeq and is a predicted model, not a curated record. The transcript has 4 exons. The coding region runs from base 251 to 1180 and encodes 309 amino acids. Gene Ontology annotation, biological process: autophagy. NCBI's taxonomy places the organism in Eukaryota, Metazoa, Arthropoda, Insecta, Blattodea, Kalotermitidae.
UACAACAUUUUAUACAUUAUAUACUAUAUACUUCUGCUUAUAUCAGUAGCCAAUAUUCGAGAAUUCAUCGUGCAAAUAGUCCUCCGUUGAGUAAUAGCACCUCUGAAUAAGUAACUUCUUCAAUUCCCUUGUGAACUGAUUUUUAUUUUCUAUUUCUUUUAUGUUGUUAUUCAAUUUGUUGUAAAAGAUGGGGCUAUUAUGUGAUAUUUGUAGUUCUCACGACCCUGAUUGUUGAUUAUUGCCAUUUGGCAUGUUACGCCGUGUAGUCUGGUCAAUCUUCAAGGCUCAUCAGCUGGAGAGACGUGCAGAAGCCCAUCUGCUGCGGAAACAUUUUGAUGAGUCAAUUCAGUGCUACCAGAAAGCUGCUGAAAAGCUGAAGGAAGCUGAACAGAGAUCAAAUGAUGAGAUGUUCCUUAGAUCUGUGAAAUAUCAACAGGAGCGUUGUAUUCAGUUGCAAAAAGUUAUAAGUAUGAAGAAAAACCAGUACAUAGCAGACAAAACCAGGCAACAGAAAAUGAUCCAGGUUUUGACAAAGUUGGAACAAACAAGUGACGAGCGAAACCAAGAAGCUAGUAAUCUGCAGCGUAAGAUAUACAGAACAAUGGAGGAAGCAGAUUCACUGUUAGAGCAACUUGUCCGUCUUGGAGGAGAAAGUGAUGGAGAUGAGCUCGAAAGUGUAAAGAGUGAUAAUAUUGACGGAGCAUGUGGUGGCGAAGAUACAGUUCAAGUGGAUGCAAGUGAACCUGCCAAGUUAGAAGGGAGCAAGUGGCCUAAAGAUGAUCGCACAGUGAUCGAGGAACUGCGCACUCUAAACCACCAGUUGCGUUCAUUAGUGGUCCAAUUACUAACCCAACUGGAUGCUUCCUGUAAAGAAGCUGAAAUGUUACGUGAACGCGUGCGUUUCCUAGAGGGAGAACGCCGUGUGAAGUCUGAUGAUGUGGAGGGUAGGAUUUCUGUACCUGUGGUGAGAAAGAGUAGUCUUCAUGUUAUCACAGAUUCCACAGGUGGCUCCUCACCCUUUGUGUAUUCACCCUGUAGUGAACUUAGUCCCGAUGUUCCAACCGACACACCACACAUAGUUACGCGGGAGUUACCUGUCCUUGCACCCUUAGAAAUGCCAGACUUUGACUUUGGACAAUUCAAAAAGCAAACUUCUGUAGACCAUUCGCCCAUAUCAUAGCUGUAGCACACAGCAAGAAUUAGAUUUGGUUAAACUUUAUAUACUACAGUGCGGCAGUUUGUCACAUUGCCCUUUUCUUGCCAAGGAAGUGCCAAUUAUUGCUUACUUUGAAUAUUUUAAAGUGACACAACUUGCUUUGUCAGGAAAAAAAAAGUAUGAUUCUGAGAACUGACACAUUAACCAUUUUCAUUUAUUGGACAGUGCCCCUUGCUUAAAGUGUUUUAUUGCAAUUUUAAAAAAUAGGAUUCUGAAAUUAGUAAUAUCUCAUUUUAGACUUUUCAUAAUUGCUAUGGGCAUAUGUUUGGACUUCGACACAGGUUUAUGGUUUUGAGACAUUACAUUUUUAAAUAGUAGUAUUCCGUUACGGAAUGGAAAGUAUGGGCAUAUGUUUGGACUUCGACACAGGUUUAUGGUUUUGAGACAUUACAUUUUUAAAUAGUAGUAUUCCGUUACGGAAUGGAAAGUAUGGGCAUAUGUUUGGACUUCGACACAGGUUUAUGGUUUUGAGACAUUACAUUUUUAAAUAGUAGUAUUCCGUUACGGAAUGGAAAGUGACUCUUAAAUGGUAAGCACCAUCUAAUGUUUGGAGAAACAAAAACUUAAGUGGGAUACUUAGGUAGUUUUCUGACCUGCACUUUCCUGGUAGUAGAUUAAUUCAUCGUCUGAUUUACCAUUUUUAGCAGUAGUGAGAUUGGUACAAACCUAAAGAAGAAAUUGAAAAAAAUAUAUUGCAAAAUGAGCACAGGUAGGACCCCCCAAAAAACUUCUGAAGACUUUUAAAAAGACUAAAGAUUUCUUGCUUUAUACACACGUAAAAAACUAAACAGGCCUAACAACAGGAAUGACGGUAACAGCCUGACUACUGUUAGUUCCUCGGAACUCUAGCCGUUGUAGAGGGGUCAUACCAUCUCUCGUGGGGGUGGGGGAGGGCAGUCUUAUCACCUUGCGUCAGUGUGGGUACUACCAGUUUGGAAUGUAGCGUCUUGGAGUGUGGUCAGGUGUAUAGUACGUUGUGUUGCUUGUUAAUUGGUCUCCAUAGGUAAUGUUUUCCACUCUGGGAGUAGCUCUGAACAUCACCACAGCAAGUGUACAGCUUUGUGUGCUCCACAACAGCAUUUACCUUUCUGCACGGCUAAAGUUACGAGGCACCAACUAUACUGUCAUCAUGGGAGGGCUGCCUUCUCGUUACAGUGAAGUCUUCAGUUUUCUAUAGAGACCACAGAUCCAUAGACGAGGCACCAACUAUACUGUCAUCAUGGGAGGGCUGCCUUCUCGUUACAGUGAAGUCUUCAGUUUUCUAUAGAGACCACAGAUCCAUAGACUGAAAGAAAACUGAUUAAUCUUUACUUAUUGCAGGACGUUUUUCUUCUGCGCUGGUUACACACUAACAAAUGAGAGGUUACUUCUGAAUGAAUGAAUGAAUGAAUUUGAGAUUAUUUGUAAGUGGCCAGGCCUGGUUUAAAGUAUAGCCCAUGUUUUCUCUGGAUGGCCAGUCUCCACACAGAGGUUUGAACUUGGGCUUGCUGCUCCAUCCAAUAGUAUUACCACCAUCUAACAACCAUCCUUGUCUACCAGUCUCAAAACAAUGAAAUUAAAUUAUUUUAGUCUUUGUAGAACACGAAAAAUGUUCAAUGUGACUGAAGGCCCCCAUGGAUUGUAGUGCAAGAGCCAGUGAUGAGGAAAACUGAAUAUACUGAACAAUGAGAAUGAUCAAUGAUGUGCAGUGUGCUAUGUUAUGUACUAAGAACAGAAUACAUUCACUUUUCCUCGCCAAAGGACCACCCUCUGCAAGACAAGCGUCUUUACUUGUACUCAUGAUUUACCAGUUUUUCUUUGUUUUAACUUUAUCUAGGAAAAAAUAAAAUUAUGAAAUUUC